AUGGGGCACGGUAGCCCUGUGGAUGAUGCAAGCACAUCUUCUGGCACCUCUCCUGACGCAUUUCUAGAUAAAACGAUGAAGAUUUUAGAGGAUCUUGUACUUGAUUGGGAAGCCAAGAAAAGUGUAGAGUCAAACUCUCGUGGAAAAAGGUGUUCCAAUACAAAUGUGGAUGCAAACAAACCUAAGUACCACCAUCAACCAUUUUGGAGAAGAAGAAUAAAGUGGACUCCGUAUUCAUCACCUAGGAGAAUAUCAGUGCAUUCCACUACCGAUGACCUGUAUUCCGUCAUGUGUAGAAUCCAUUUUUCUGAAGAUGUCGAUGUUGAGAUUCUCCGUAUGUGUUUGUUGGACAAGCGAGACAUACCGGUGGCAUGUAGCGUGCAAGCUGCACGUCCUCCAACUCCAGAUGGAGAAGUUGACGAAUUAUCGGAAUACUUUGCUCAUUUUGUGCGCGUAGAUCUUAAAAUGUCCUCGUUAGCGGAGUCCAUGUAUGUCUAA
Molecule: messenger RNA, 498 nt
Organism: Necator americanus (New World hookworm)
Lineage: Eukaryota; Metazoa; Nematoda; Chromadorea; Rhabditida; Ancylostomatidae
Exons: 4
Coding region: 1-498 (165 amino acids)
Source: RefSeq, a predicted model, not a curated record